CCCCGCCCUAACCCACCAGUGUUCCCAACACUCUCACACACCUCCCCUCCAUAACACACCUCACAACACCCACAAACCCUCACAGCUCUCCAUUACAUCACUUUCACCAGAUACCAGUCAUUUUUUCCAGCACCAUUACCCUUCAACCCCCCUUAACUAUGCCGUUAAAAGGAGCAAAAUUCUGGUUGAAAAUGCGAAGUAUAGGGUGGUAGUGUUGGCAAGAUUGUGUGUAACAUGGCGGAGUGUGGCUGGCAGAGCCAGUGAGUGAGGUAGUGUUUCUUGUUACUCUCCCUCUCUGUGUGUUCAGUAUUCCCCAGAGUAGUGUGUUUGCCUGAUUUACCUCGUCGCGGUGACCUCUUACACCCGCCUGUCACGCCCAACACGCCCGCCGCGCCCACAGAUUGUGCAGUAUGAUUGUGGGCGGUUAAAUAGCAGGGUCCCUCCAGUGGGCGGCCUUCUCAUCAUCCACGCCUAAACAUCACGCCCACUGGCCCUUCUUCUCCUACACACACCCACACCAGUCCACCCAAGUGUCUGUUUAGCCUUAAAUCACCCAUGGCCUCCUGCUUUGCCCUGGCCUGAGCAGCUGCAAACAUGUCCAUGUUGAAGUUCCAUUACUCUUGUUACCAAGAUUCAAUGUGGCCACAGUAGUGAUUGUGUUGAGUAGGGUUUAUUAAUAUUUAUAUAGUGAAUAAUCUUUGAAAAAUUGAUGGUGCAACAAUAUCAGUGAUAAUAUUGUGGCUCAAGAAAAACCCUCUUAGAAAAGUGGGGAAGGCCUGUGGCCCAGGCCAAGAGGGCAGCAAGGGCCUUUGCUGUGUGGUGUGGUGACUUAGUUUGUAGCUUAAUGGUGGCAUUACCUGAGGCAGCCAUGGGUGUGGGCGUUGGUGAACAAGUAUAUACAUGAUGGGUUUACCGAGUAUUGUGUGAGCCUGGGCUGGCCUCCCGUAGCGUGGGCGUCGGAGCCCGUGGCUUGGGUGGGCAUGGCUCGUCGAGGCGGGGAUGCAGCCAAGCAAGUGGUGGUGUCCGUGGUGGGUGUUUCGGGUGGAGAGAGAGAGAAAGGCGUGACAGGCUUGGGAAAGUCUUGUCUUUGCAACCGCUUCACAAAGCCUCAGGCCGACCAGUACUAUGUCGACCACAUCUCCGUUCUCUCACAGACGGACUUCAGUGGACGCGUGGUAAACAAUGACCACUUUCUGUACUGGGGAGAGGCAGUACGAUUGGCCGAUGAUGGCCUUGAGUUCAGCUUCCAGGUUAUUGAACAAACGGAGUUCAUUGAUGAUGCUUCCUUCAUGCCCUUUAAAGCUGGGAAGAUGGAUCCAUACAUCAAACGCUGUUGUGCCACAAAGAUUCAGUCCGCGGAGAAACUCAUGUAUAUAUGCAAGAACCAGCUAGGUAUAGAAAAGGAAUAUGAACAGCGUGUCUUGCCCGAUGGGAAGCUAAAUGUUGAUGGGUUCCUGUGUGUGUUUGAUGUAUCCCAAGUUCCCAAUCGCUCUUUAGAACGUCAAGUUGAACUCACUGCUAGUAUCCUAAACAACUGCCUCAAAACUAAGCGGCCAGUUGUUCUUGUAACAACUAAGAAUGAUGAGGCUAAUGAGGUGUAUGUAAAAGAAGCUGAGAAGUUAGCCAGCAGAAAAGAGUUUAAAGGGAAUAUUCCUUUAGUGGAAACUUCCUCGCAUGAAAAUGUUAAUGUAGACUGUGCAUUUAUGACAUUAGUGCAUUUGAUAGACCGUAAUAGAGGAAGAAUUCGUAUUGUUCCUUUUUACGAGGCAGCGAGACAUAGAAAGGAAAUUCUUGAUGUAGCAACAGAUGCCUUCCAAAGAUUAGUGCGCACUCAUGUUCUGGACUAUCGGUCUAUAUGGGCCACAACUAGUAAAAAACUUGCUCAAAGUCCUGAUUUUAUACAUUAUGUGGACCUCUUUGGUAUGGACCAAGCGGCCAAACUGUUCCGUCGACAUGUAAAGAAACUCAAAGAUGAGUACCUCCAAAGAAAAGUGGAGGCAUACAUGGACAUGCUGCCCUCCAUUCUGCGUGAAUUCUUCCCUGACCUGCAGAGUUUAGAGGACGGGGAUUGGCUUAGUAUACAACAAAGGAUAAGUGAACAUCCAGAUUUUGAUCGCUAUUUCCUGCGCUGCAACGAAGACAUUCCCUGGUCAGAAAACACCGAGCUCUUGGACUCUGCUGAUACUCGCAUUCCAUUUGAUGUUCUCGACUCGAAUGAAGCAGAGACAGUGUUCAAAAAUCAUGUAAAUGCUCUUCAGGCAGAAUUAGAGAUGAGAGAGAUGCGUGACAAAUUCAAGUUAUUGCUGGCGGAAACUGGUUAUGUGACACCAGGCAAGAGACUCGAUGAAGUGCGUGUGCUCUUCAUGGGAAGAGAGAGUUUUGACUCACUCUCCGAACAUGACCGUCAGUUUAUCUAUGACCAACAUCAGAAGGACAUCACAGAAAAAGCACGACAAAAUUUUCACGAGUUGUUAUUGGAGCAGGCAGAGCUGUUUUAUCAUGUUAAAAGCAUUGCUCCUACUGGCACCAUCACUCAGGAGGACAUUCGAGAAAUAACUCAGACCUUACAAGAAGACAGCAGAUAUAAAGCAUUGGACAGGUUAGAGAGUGAACGAACCUUAUUACUGCUCCAACACUUGGGCUUUGUCCAUUGCCCCAAGAAAGAACAUUGUCCAUCAUUCCCCAACUGCAUGGACUGCCUCAUUGAGAAAAUUAUAGCCAAUAAGGCUGCCAGUAAUAGUCGACCAGGAUCAGGCACUUGGAGCAGUAAAAAUAUAGAUUAUGGUGUGCGCAGCGAUCCACAAGUCAAUUUGAUCUUGUUGGGUAACCAAGGACUUGCUGAAGACCUGCAAAAUGUUAUUCGGUCUGUGUGUGAAGAUGAUGAAUUUGAGUUGGAUAAUCAGAUUUUCUCAUUAGAUUACCGAAGUAUAGACGGAGAUGUAUCUCUCCCACAAAAUUCAUUCAAGACUCCUGAAUUCACUCCUCAUGGUGUUGUGUGUGCAUACAGCAAUGAGGCCUCGUUAGAGUACGUACGAGAGUCAUUAGAGAAAUCAUUAUUAACACAACUAGAAAGGGAGGAGUCAACUCCGACACCGCCCAUCACCGUCCUAUUUGCUCCCGAUCCUGACCUGGACCACAAUACCUCUCAACAUCUACAUGAUGAAGGGGCCAACUUAGCUGAUAGUCCCCCUGGCAGCUUGCAAUGCACCUUCAUGGAUGUUGGACCAAGCGUGGGAAGUGGUGAGGGGCACAGGUUUGAUAGUAGCUUGGUAACUAAGGCCCUGCGCUCCCUAAUCACCAGCAUCCACCAUCGUAACAACUCUCAAAAUAUCUUCAACUCAGCUGUUUUGCCCAGGGACUCCCAACCAGAUAUCAGAAUUAUCAUGUGUAUGCUCUGUGGAGAUCCAUACUCGGUGGAGAAUGUACUUAGUCCACUGCUCAGUCACCAGUGGUGUGUGGUGACAGGAGAGCAAUCUAUCUCAUUACAAACAUUCCUAGAUGACUGCAAGCGUCGUGUGGAGGUUAUAGUGUCAUCAUACCAUGGUGCAAAUGCCUUUCGAGAAGAUUUGGUACAUGGAUUUAUCCUAGUGUACUCCACCAAGCGGAAGGCUUCUUUAGCUACUCUCAGGGCUUUCUCUGCAAACAUUCCCAACCUUCCAAUCCAGAUUUUGGCAAUGACCGACACAAACAGUGCAUCAGCGUUUUUUGGGUCGGAUAUCUCUCAGCAGCUUAUCACUGAAGGUAAUGCUAUUGCCGACAGACUGCAGGCACAUUUCAUGACCUCCACUGCAACUUGCCAACAGAAAACUGCAUUUUAUACACCCUUCUUUAAAGAGGUGUGGGAUAAGAAGCCCGAGAUUGAGCAGGCAUUUAAUAUGGAAGACCCCUCUGGCUUAGACGACUCUGGUGAGGGCACGUUAGAGCGACCUCCUCACCACUAUCACCGCACCAUUACUCUUCCACCACCAAGACGCACUCUUCCGCCCAGAUCCCAGUCUGCGGAAGGAAGCAGUUCCGAGAUAUAUGAAACUGUGCCGACUGAUGGUUCACAGGGUGAUGACUUGGAUGAACCCCUCUCUCCUGUUUUUCCUGAUGAUCAGCCACUCACACCUUCAGAUGAUUCUGAUAUCUAUUCUCAUAUUGACAAUGAUGAAGAGGAGCACCUUGUUAAACCCUCGCAGCUUAAAAAGCAACACAGAUUUCAACAAGGUGGUCUACAGGUGUAUCCCCCUCCCACGACCCCCCCUGAGCCGGCUCCCCCUGACCGUGAGUGUGUGGAGGGUCCCCCACGCCGCUUGGUGAAGGCCACCACACUCCCCACGCCCACUCUGCACUCUGCAACAUCUCGCACCUCCCUCGAUGACCUCACAUGUAACGUACACUAUACUGACCUGAGUGGCUCGCGCGACUCCCUCACCACACGUGACUCAGGCUGGCAGGAUGACAGCUUAUGUUCUCGACGGUGGAGACUAUGGGGAGAGGGUUAUGGUCCCCAAGCCUUCACCACUGGCCGACGGGCUAAGUUUCCUCCUCCCCCGACCAAACACCGACCCAAGGGCAGCCAGACCUUGCAGACGUUGCAGACGCUGAGCGAUGUGGUGUAUCAGGUCACAACCAAGCAACCUGGCAAACUAAACCUUAAGGCCUAUAGCAACGUGACUGAUGCCAUUGGCAAAAUAAACCUGAAAGACGCGGGUCUCCUACACUCUAAACUAACCAAAGUGGGUUCCGUGCACGCACCCCUUGCCACCCCAGAGAACAUGGACCUUGGCCCAGAUUACGCCGCUGUAAAAGAUGCUGUUCCAGUUCUAUAUGGCAGUUUUGAGGCGGGCGACUAUGGGUAUUCCCGAGUUCAAGAGAUACCCCAGGCUGCCGGCUCAAAGGCCAGGCGACAACGGAGGGAAAAGGGGCGGCAAGCAUACUCGGACUCAGACUCUGAAUGGAGUUCCCUUGAGCGGCGGCGUACUGCCGAAUCCUACAAAGUCAACCGCAAAGCCGUACCCAAGAGGAUGAAAAAGAAGCGUCUCCCGAUACCCGUAGCUGCCCCCCGUGUGCCCCCCCUACCCUCCUUCUAUGUUGCCGAGGGAGGACCAGGCACUCGCUAUUCGGAUGAGAGGCUAUUGCUCGACCCCUAUGAGAAAGUGGUGAGUGGAUCAGCCUCAGAUGAUUCCGAGGCCACCGACAGAGAAGAUCCGGCUGCAUCGCACUCCAAAUAUAAACCUCAGAAACGCUCUGUUCAAUUUAAAAAGAAGACAGGAGGCAGGGAGGGCGUGGCAGUGCGACCCCCCGUGGUUCCCCCCCUGCCCCCCACACAUCCCCCGCCCCACCCUCCCACCUCCCACCCACGCAUGGGGCUGGCUGCCACCCCUCACCACAACCCCCUCUCGUACCCCAUGGCAGCCCAGCUUCCCCCAGACACCGACUUAUUCUCCCCCUCAUUUGCCCCUGGCAAGCUUGAGGGAGAUCACAUGUAUAGAGUGAUUCCUGAGGAUGACUCCAGCUUAGAGGUAUCAUCCCCUCGGGACCAGCAGUCUCCGAUCCUGCCACCUGGGGCACCUGCGCGCAAAGACACUGAUAAGACGGCCCGACGUAAGCAAGAGAAAAUCCGUUCUCGAGAAGAAGCCCGGCAACGAGAAGAAGAACGCAAAAGAGCAAAAGAUGAAGAAAAAUUGAAAAAGGCUGCUGAAAAGGAAAAGGUAAUUUAGGAUCUUCCCAAAAUUUCUAUAUUUCACUAUAAAAAUUAUAUUUUUCCAUUUCACUUACCAUUACCAUAUACGUAGUCUUAUAAAUCUACACAGUAAGGUGUUUCUGUAUUAAUGAAUCAUUCUGUAGACUUGUUAUAAGGCUAAAACUACAAUGUUUCUUCCUUUGCUACUCAUGAUGGAUUAACCUUUUCUAAUAUAUUUCUCUUAAUAGUGAAGACU
Messenger RNA from Cherax quadricarinatus, 5924 nucleotides. NCBI's taxonomy places the organism in Eukaryota, Metazoa, Arthropoda, Malacostraca, Decapoda, Parastacidae. The record is from RefSeq and is a predicted model, not a curated record.